AUAAAAUAAUGUUGUUGUUGACGAAUAAAUAUAUGUUACAUCACAUUUAUUUUUUUUUAUUUUGGUUCUAAAUGUCAUUUUUAUGUUACAGUACCUGAGAAUCCAGCAUAUUCUCAUGUUUCUGUGCAAACUCCAGAAGGCUUGAACUCAAAAAAUCUGCAACAUGGUGUGGUAUCCAAUUUUUCUGAUCUGUUUAAUAACAAAGGAUCAUCAUUUGGUAUGGUUGAUACGUCUGCUCAUGGAGAUAUUCCAAGCAUGACUUUUACUCAGAACUCAAACAUGGGUAUGCAACAAGGAGUUAAUGGGGGAAUGACCAUAUCCAAACCUGAUAAUUCAAGUUUUUCUCCUCACAUGUUUGGUGCUGAUGGAAAAGUUGGUGGUUCUUCAGCUAUGCCAUUCCCUAACUUUCUUAAUCGCGGUGGAUCAUCGUUCGGUAAGGCAGAUAUGUUUGUUCAAGGAGAUAUUCCAAGCAUGGCUUAUACUCAUAACACAAACAUGGGUGUGCAACAAGGAAUCAAUGGUGGGAUGAACACAUCAAAACCUGGAUAUUCAAGUUAUUCUCCUCACAUGUUUGGUGCUCAUGGAAAUGUUGUUAAUGCUUCAGCUACUUCAUUCACUAAUGCCGAGUCCAGCUCACAUCAUGGGAUUGAGGCAGUUCUAGGUCAUCCUACUUCAAUUUUUCCUAGAAAAUUUAGCUUCCCAAAUGUGUCUGAUCUUUUUCCUAUGGGUUUUGAAACACUUGACAAGUUUUAUGGGUCACCCUUCAUAAAUUUGGGUGAUAAUAACUCCCCUCAAACAAGAGAACAAGGAAACAAUGAUAAGCCGAACUUUCAGAAUUGAUAGUUGAUACUAUUUGAUCAUCAUUGACCUAAGUAUGUUCUUUACUUAUAUUAUAUUGGUAGGGUCAAAUUAGGAAGAGACUUGCAUGAUAAGUUAUCUCGUUAUGUUUCUAGAUGGGCUACCUGUACUAAUGCAAUCAUGUAGAGUACAAUUUUAUUGCAUGUGUAAAUAAUUUUAUAAUAAUAGUAAUCAUUUUAAUUGCUUAUAUUGCCUACAGGUUGAAUCAUAUGCUUAAAACAGUGUCAUACUUGAAACCUUAACUCAUAGAUGAAAAUAUGCUUUGGCAUUUUGAAAGUUCGCUCACCUUCUUCAGUGAUGAGAAAUGCAGUUUGGAACUCCUCUGUGGCAGGAAUAAUUAGUGGAUUUUGUUGUUUUUAUUUUUGGCAUUUUGAUACUUUUCUUUGUUAGGUGAUUUUAUUUAUGGUGACAAUUUCCUCCGUACUUAUUGGUUCUUAUGGUUAUAGUACUCAACAUCAGAUCAUUUUAUAGUACACUACUUUAUUAUCUUCAAGUAAAUUUAAAUUAUAGGUUAAUUCUAUGUUAUGGAUGCCAGUACCCCAUAUUUUUU
This is a messenger RNA of Medicago truncatula (barrel medic), 1408 nucleotides long. RefSeq lists its product as uncharacterized. NCBI's taxonomy places the organism in Eukaryota, Viridiplantae, Streptophyta, Magnoliopsida, Fabales, Fabaceae. Bases 220 to 840 code for a protein of 206 amino acids. The record is from RefSeq and is a predicted model, not a curated record. The transcript has 3 exons.